Molecule: messenger RNA, 1836 nt
Organism: Morus notabilis
Lineage: Eukaryota; Viridiplantae; Streptophyta; Magnoliopsida; Rosales; Moraceae
Product: dihydroorotate dehydrogenase (quinone), mitochondrial
Exons: 11
Coding region: 141-1508 (455 amino acids)
Biological process (GO): pyrimidine ribonucleotide biosynthetic process; 'de novo' pyrimidine nucleobase biosynthetic process
Cellular component (GO): mitochondrial inner membrane; cytoplasm
Molecular function (GO): dihydroorotate dehydrogenase activity
Source: RefSeq, a predicted model, not a curated record
CUUGUUCACGUACUAACUCACCCCACCAAGACCGAAUCUUGGCAUUUUUGGAGCUGUUCUUGUUCGUCGUCUUCUGGGUUUUGCUUUAAAUUACUUUUCUUUUGGUGGGUUUUCGUUGUUAAUUGAAUAUUCUACUAGCCAUGGCCUCAAGGGCUUGGAGGAGAUUAUACAGGGACUUUUCGCAGAAAAAGCUGUUUUCCAGUCCUCUUGGAAGCUACAGGCAUUGCUCUUCUUCCCCACAAACUGCUCCUAAAAUCCCUCAUUUUUCCAAGAAAGGGAGGUUACUGACGGGAGCCACAAUAGGACUAGCUAUAGCUGGAGGAGCUUACGUUAGUACUGUGGAUGAAGCAACUUUCUGUGGCUGGCUAUUUUCUGGUACAAAACUGGUGAAUCCUUUCUUUGCCCUGUUGGAUCCAGAGUUUGCUCACACGCUAGCCGUCUCAGCCGCAGCGCGUGGUUGGGUUCCAAGGGAGAAGAGGCCCGAUCCACCUAUUUUAGGUUUAGAAGUUUGGGGAAGGAAGUUUUCUAACCCCAUAGGUCUUGCUGCUGGGUUUGAUAAAAAUGCUGAGGCUGUUGAUGGCUUGCUUAGUUUAGGAUUUGGCUUUGUAGAGGUCGGUUCUGUAACUCCCGUUCCACAGGAGGGUAAUCCCAAACCUCGUAUCUUCAGAUUGCGGCAGGAAGGUGCUAUCAUCAAUCGAUGUGGCUUCAAUAGUGAAGGAAUUGUUGUUGUUGCAAAGCGGUUAGGUGCCCAACAUGGUAAGAGGAAGUUGGACGAAUCUUCAAGUGCUUCGCCUUCCCCUAACGAUGAAGUCAAACAUGGAGGCAAGGCUGGACCUGGAAUUUUGGGGGUGAAUCUUGGAAAAAAUAAGACAAGUGAAGAUGCUGCCGCAGAUUAUGUUCAAGGAGUACAUACGUUAUCCCAGUAUGCUGAUUACUUGGUGAUUAAUGUUUCAUCACCCAACACUCCAGGAUUACGUAUGCUCCAAGGAAGAAAGCAGCUGAAGGAUCUCGUGAAGAAGAUCCAAGCGGCUCGUGACGAAAUGCAGUGGGGUGAAGAGGGCCCACCUCCGUUGCUUGUGAAAAUCGCUCCAGACUUGUCUAAAGAAGACCUUGAAGAUAUUGCAGCUGUUGCCCUAGCCCUUCGCUUGGAUGGAUUGAUUAUAUCCAAUACGACAGUUUCAAGACCAGAACCAGUGGAAAAAAAUCCAGUGGCUGCAGAAUCUGGUGGGUUAAGUGGGAAGCCACUAUUCAGUAUGUCCACCAAUCUAUUGAAGGACAUGUACAUUUUGACAAGGGGAAAAAUUCCUCUAAUAGGUUGCGGGGGCGUCAGCAGUGGUGAGGAUGCAUAUAAAAAAAUAAGAGCUGGAGCAACUCUUGUUCAGCUAUAUACUGCAUUUGCCUAUGGGGGACCUGCUCUCAUUCCCCAGAUCAAGGCCGAAUUGGCAGAAUGCUUGGAAAGGGAUGGCUUCAAGUCCAUCGUUGAAGCAGUUGGGGCAGAUUGCAGAUAACCCGGGAUCUCAGGGCAAAAUAUGAUUCCUUUCAAGAUACAAGAGUUUGUACUAGUGUUAUAUGCUGAGCAAUAAUCUCGAAUUCCUUAAUGGUGUAACUUUUGUGUUAUGGGUCUUCAUUUCUCAUCUUUUUUCAACAAUGGGUCUUCAUUUUUCCUUUUUAAACUCGAUUCUUUUGAGAGAAUUCACCUUCAAUUUUGGCGUGGAUGAUGUUGGUGGAGAUUUUAGAUGCUUUUUGACUUGUAAAAUGUGUCAAAUUUUGUAAGCAUUUGUUCCCCAACUUUCCAUGAAGUUAUCACACUAGGAAAUAAAAUAUCAGAUUGGGCCA